AUGGCUACCCCUGCGCCGCCCAAGCCCAAGCAUGACUGGGCCGACGAUGAUGAUAUCGAGGAGCCGUCCAUCGACCUACCACCACCACAGACCAUCUCCAACAAGGACGGAACCAAAACCAUCAUCACAUUCCGAUACAACGAUCAGGGACAGAAAGUGAAGACGACCCGUCGUGUCCGUUAUGUCACACACAAGGAAACCGUGAAUCCUCGAGUCGCGGACCGCAAAACUUGGUCAAAAUUCGGUCUCAGCGCAAAGGAUGGUGCUGGACCUGCCCCCGACACCACAUCCGUUGGUGAGAACAUCAUCUUCCGGCCAAGCAUCAACUGGCGCAAGGAUGCCAAGGACGACAGUCAGGACCCCAACUCCCAAUCGAUGAAGGACAAACUCAAGGACAAGAAGGUCAAGUGCCGUAUCUGCAACGGGGAGCAUUUCACAGCCAGAUGUCCUUACAAGGAUACCAUGGCCCCUAUCGGAGAGACUGCUGCCGCAGACGCCGCAGCUGGUGGGGGAGAGGAGCCUGGAGCCUCAGGUGCCGGUGCCGGUGGCGCCAAGAAGGGCUCUUAUGUUCCUCCUGCUCUCCGAGGGGAUCGUGCUGGGGCUGCCGGCGAACGGAUGGGAGGCUCCAAGUUUGGGGAAAGAGACGAUUUCGCCACUCUGCGUGUCACCAACGUCUCGGAAAUGGCGGAGGAAGGAGAGUUGCGGGAUAUGUUUGAGCGGUUCGGAAGAGUCACCAGAGUUUUUCUUGCCAAGGACAGGGAAACAGGGAUGGCCAAGGGAUUCGCUUUCAUCAGCUUCGCAGACCGCGAUGAUGCGGUCAAGGCUUGCAACAAGAUGGAUGGAUUCGGUUUCAAGCAUCUCAUCCUCAGAGUCGAGUUUGCCAAGAAGGCCCAGUAG
Ustilaginoidea virens is the source of this 897-nucleotide messenger RNA. RefSeq lists its product as uncharacterized. Gene Ontology annotation, molecular function: RNA binding; translation initiation factor activity. The transcript is spliced from 3 exons. Lineage: Eukaryota; Fungi; Ascomycota; Sordariomycetes; Hypocreales; Clavicipitaceae. The record is from RefSeq and is a predicted model, not a curated record. The coding region runs from base 1 to 897 and encodes 298 amino acids. Gene Ontology annotation, cellular component: cytoplasm; eukaryotic translation initiation factor 3 complex.